Molecule: messenger RNA, 519 nt
Organism: Suillus discolor
Lineage: Eukaryota; Fungi; Basidiomycota; Agaricomycetes; Boletales; Suillaceae
Product: ubiquitin-conjugating enzyme E2 2
Exons: 3
Coding region: 1-519 (172 amino acids)
Biological process (GO): DNA repair; proteasome-mediated ubiquitin-dependent protein catabolic process; protein polyubiquitination
Cellular component (GO): HULC complex
Molecular function (GO): ubiquitin conjugating enzyme activity
Source: RefSeq, a predicted model, not a curated record
AUGUCUACCACCUGCAGGAGACGGCUUAUCCGUGACUUCAAACGACUCUCUAGUGACCCGCCAAGCGGCAUUUCUGGAAGUCCAUGUCCGGAUAACAUCAUGAUCUGGAACGCUGUAAUAUUUGGGCCUUCUGAUACACCCUUUGAGGACGGCACAUUCAAACUUCUGCUCACGUUUGAUGAAUCUUACCCCAACAAGCCGCCUACAGUGAAAUUUCUUUCCAGAAUGUUCCAUCCAAAUGUAUAUAACAAUGGCGAGCUCUGUCUGGACAUUCUACAAAACCGCUGGUCUCCCACAUAUGAUGUCGCCGCCAUCCUUACUUCCAUCCAGAGUCUCCUGCACGAUCCUAAUCCGAACAGCCCAGCAAAUGCAGAGGCUGCGCAAUUGUACCGAGACAACAUGAAGGAGUACGUAAGAAGGGUGAAAGCCACAGUGGAGGAUAGCUGGUUAGAUCCAGAAGAGAAGCAGAAGAUGAUAGUCGAUGGCGACGGAGAAGGUAGUAUAGAGUCUACUGCCUGA